Messenger RNA from Xiphias gladius (swordfish), 3111 nucleotides. It is a transcript of the gene acvrl1, whose product is annotated as activin A receptor like type 1. The record is from RefSeq and is a predicted model, not a curated record. Gene Ontology annotation, molecular function: SMAD binding; ATP binding; transforming growth factor beta receptor activity, type I. Bases 600 to 2111 code for a protein of 503 amino acids. Gene Ontology annotation, cellular component: plasma membrane; BMP receptor complex. Gene Ontology annotation, biological process: angiogenesis; transforming growth factor beta receptor signaling pathway; heart development. NCBI's taxonomy places the organism in Eukaryota, Metazoa, Chordata, Actinopteri, Istiophoriformes, Xiphiidae. The transcript has 10 exons.
AAAAAAAAAAAAAAAAAAAAUCUGUAAUCUCGACUUUAGAUCAGGAAGACAGACAACAACAAAGAACUUUAUAAGUUAAUGGGACAGGACUUGCAGGGAGCCGCCACUUGUUCCGAACCGACGACGAUGGUUCAUGUGGUCGGUUUAUCAGCGCAGAUUUAAACCGAGAUGAGAUAGGCGACGGCUCGCAGCCUGUCGCCCUGCCAGGACGCAGCUGCCAGCUCCCCUUUAUCCCUCACUUCCUCCGCGUUGCUUCUCUCUCGGCGUUAAACGCGUAAGCAGUUUUAACGUUAUUUUUUGGAGCAAAGAGGGCAAGGCUGCGGACGACGUCGUCGCAGAAAACGGCGGGUCGGUCGCCCCCCCGAAGCAGAAAAGGAUGUGAGCUCUCUCUGGAUCAAACAUCUGCAGCCGAGCCGUUUUGACGAAAAGUAAAAGUAUAUACCGCUGUACUGAAAUGGAGCCGGCUGUCUUUUGAACUUCUCCUCUGACAGCUUUUAUUUGAAAUACGUUGGCCACGGAGGGACACUGCAAGCUAUCUUUGAUAUGGGAGACGCGCGGCGCUUGCAUCUGUUAAGUUAAAAGGCGAGCAGGAAACAGAGAUGGGAAGCUCUGCUCUGCUCACAGUGGUGCUAGUUGGAGCAUUUCUGUGGAUCUCUACCACCCAUGCAGGUACCGAAGAUGAUGGGAAGCUGCUGUGUACAUGUGAAAAUGAGAAAGGCACAUGCAUGAAUGGAACUUGCAGAGGAGACAUCUGUUUCUACUCCUGGGUGCGCGGCGAUGAGGAGAGAGGCUGUUUCCCUGCGGCUCUCUACAAGGAGCAGUGCCUCUCCUCUUUUGAGCGCUUCUUUAUGUACUGCUGCAAAGAGAAAGAGUGCAACGCCCUCGCCACACCACCUCCAAACAUUAAUGGAGAACCGACAACAACGCCCUCAGCAUUACCUCGUCCGGAGCUGUGGAUCAGCGUGUCUUUGCUGCUGUUAAUCAUUACUGGCGGUGUGUGUGGCCUGGUGCUAUACCUGCGCUUCCAACGUGCACGCUGCAGACUGAGAAAUGCUGAAGACCAUGAUGUCUCCAUGCCCAAGGUCCCUAAUGGAGAUGAUCCCACAUAUGGUGAUAUCUUUGAUGAGUUUUGUACAUCAGGGAGUGGGACAGGGCUGCCCUAUCUGGUCCAAAGGACCAUGGCCAGACAAAUCUCACUUGUCGAGUGUGUCGGUAAAGGCAGGUAUGGGGAGGUGUGGAGGGGAACUUGGAUGGGGGAAAGUGUGGCUGUCAAGAUCUUCUCCUCUAGGGAUGAGCAGUCCUGGUUCAGAGAGACAGAGAUUUACAAUACCGUACAACUGCGACACGACAACAUACUGGGUUUCAUAGCCUCUGACAUGACAUCCAAGAAUUCCAGCACCCAGCUGUGGCUCGUCACUCACUUUCAUGAGCUGGGCUCACUCUACGACUUCCUGCAGUACAGCAGCUUGGAGCCAGAAAGCUGCCUGAGGAUGUGCCUGUCUGUGGCCUGUGGCCUGGUCCACCUCCACACUGAGAUUGUCAGCUCCCAGGAAAAGCCAGCUAUCGCCCACCGAGACCUGAAAAGCCGGAACAUCCUGGUAAAGCGGAAUGGACAGUGCUGCAUUGCUGAUCUAGGUUUGGCUGUGAUACAUUCUCAGUCCCAUGACUACCUCGAUGUGGGCAAUAACCCCCGCGUGGGGACCAAGCGCUACAUGGCCCCUGAGGUUCUGGAUGAGACUAUUCGUAUGGACGUCUUUGAGUCUUACAAGCAAACUGACAUCUGGGCUCUGGGCCUGGUCUUCUGGGAAAUUACCCGCAGGACCAUUGUCAAUGGGAUCGUGGAAGAGUAUCGUCUUCCCUUCUUUGACCUGGUGCCCUCAGACCCCAGCUUUGAGGAGAUGAAGAAGGUGGUGUGUGUGGACCAGCAGAGGCCCAGUCUGCACAACCGGCUCCAUUCCCACCCAAUCCUCUCGGCCAUUGUGAAGAUCAUGAAGGAGUGUUGGUACCAGAGCCCAACAGCCCGCCUCACAGCCCUGCGGGUGAGGAAGACACUCUCCAAACUGGACCAUGAUAGUGACUUCAGCAUCGAAAAACUCAAGCAGGACGUCUAGACCACAGCACAAGGAUGAAACAGGGACACAAGAUUGAAAACGCUAGAAGGGGUUUUGCACCACACUCUGAGCAGCACGAGGUGCAUAUCAUUAGCAUAUUUUGAACUAAUGACUCACACAGUCACUGCCUUACAUUAUGACUUUGAAGAGUAGUGUCUAGACUGCCACACACCCAAGGCUAUGUUUUUUUGUCUAGCCUAAAUUUCAACUGCCAGAUUUCUGGUGCCUCAAACCAGGAGGCCCCAAAAAGAAAACUCUCAAGAUUUUUUUUCCUUUUGUUAUGUUCAGCUAAUGAAAUUUUGGAUCAUACAAUUCCACAGCAGAGUAAUUAUCACCAAGCAAUUCAUAGGCUAUUUUUCACACUCAAAGGGUUUUCUUUACCAUUGUCCAAAUGACCCAUCGUCAUGACAGACUGGAAAAUCUUGCCUAGCACAAUUACUCAUCCUCUUAUCAAGGGGAGGAGCUUUGGUAUAGAGUAAAAUUACACAUAUGGGUUUUUCCAGAAUGACAAAAGCCAUGAACUCCUCAGCUGCCUUUACUAUAAAAUACAGGAAAUAUGUAAGUAAAAUCAUGCUCAUACCAAAGCACAUUACCUGUUCUGUCAGCAUAUUUAACUUAUAUAAAAUGAGCAUUUAUUAUCUGCACAUAGACACGUCGAGCUAUUUAGUUGUACAUAUUCUAACAGCAUUGAAGCUGUGUCACUGUUGGGUUUAUUGUAAAUAUAUUUCGAAAGGGGUAUUAUUUUCUAUUAUUCAACAGUGAGACACAUUUUAUAUCCUUUUGUACGACACAACUUUUCAGAUUUUUUUUUUUUUACAUUUCUGUAGGCCUACAUGUACCAUCACCAUCACUAUGGUCAGUAAAGGAAUUCACAAACAGACAUGUAAUAGUGAAUAUGUUGAAUAAAAGAUUGUAUUUUUCAAAUGUUUCUGCUGUAGAUACUAUUUUGUACCACUGAUGUUUGCAAUUCUCUCAUUGGCCAGUAGAAGUCAUCAGAUAG